Molecule: messenger RNA, 2141 nt
Organism: Epinephelus fuscoguttatus (brown-marbled grouper)
Lineage: Eukaryota; Metazoa; Chordata; Actinopteri; Perciformes; Serranidae
Exons: 6
Coding region: 1-1005 (334 amino acids)
Source: RefSeq, a predicted model, not a curated record
AUGGAUACAAAACAGUUCUCCGUCCUUUGUUACAAGACCUUUGCACUCUUGAACAAGACGGUGUAUUCAUCGAGUCUCUUGGCCAGUCAGUUCAAGCUGAUGGCCAUGCCCCCAAAGUACCUUCUUCGUGUCUACAUAGCCACUGAUGUGGCUGUGAAAGUGACUUUGAAUGAGAGGCCAACAUCAGUUGAUGAGCUCAUCGGCAUCUUGAAAGACAAAGUUAAGCCUAGGCUGGACUUUGAAUUCACGUUACAGUAUGAGGAUCCGGACGGAGGAGAGCUCUGCUGUUUGGUUGAUGUAGAAGACCUGCCAGAGAAGGGCACGCUUAGAGUUGUUAGAUCAGAAAGAAAUUGUUCAGGAGACCCAUUGGUGAAGGACUUUCUGGAGAGAUGGCCUGCCCUUCAGGUCCAAUCACAGGUCUGUGCUGAGUUCCACAGGAUCACCAAUGUAAAUUUACGGAACCAGUUUUAUUCUGAACUAGAUCGGCACAUUCCACAGCUCAUAGAACUUUACAGACAGAAGGCAGCUCGUACUGGCAGGGUGGCAGGAGCACUGCGAGACAUCCUACAGUAUUAUGAAUCUGAGGAUGUGCACGAUAUCAACAUGAAACGCACUGUGGCCCUUCGUGCUCUCUCAGUAUACCUGCGGGAAGAGGACACACAGUUUUUCAAGACUUGGAACACUGAGGAAUCAGAGGAGCCAGACAUCGGGGACACACCCAUUGCCAUUGUCACGAUGGUCAGAGAAAGAAGUGCAUCUCCUGUUCACUUCAGUCCCGUAUCCACAGCCAUUGUGGUGGAAGAUGAAUUCAUCAUCAGGGACAUUGCCACGUUUGCCGAUGCAUAUGUGUUACUGUUUGGCCUGGUGUAUGUUCUGCAUUUGGACUACCCAAAGAAGCUACUUGGCACCUUCACCUUCAUACAAAAGGUUGUAAUGGGGUUGGAUGAUGGCGCACCCCUGAAACCUGCUCUGCUCGCUUUGAAAAAUGACCUGCUUACAAAGUAGACGUUAUCUGUAUGAUGUAGCAUUUUUUUGUUAGAUUUAUUUAAGAUGUGCCUGUUGUCCUCCUGGGUCAAACUGACCCAAUCUGUUUCAAAUGGUCCUUCUUUCCUCCCUUCCUUCUGUCUCUCCAUCCCUCCUUUCCUUGCUUUGUUCCUCCCUUCUUUCUUUCCCUCCUUUCUCCCCUCUUCUAACAUCAUUUCCUUUCCUUCUUCCUUCCUAGACCCAAUCUGUUGUCUGUCUGUCUGUCUUUCUUUCUUUCUUUCUUUCUUUCUUUCUUUCUUUCUUUCUUUCUUUCUUUCUUUCUUUCCUUCCUCCCUCCCUUCUUUCCCUAAGUCUUUUUUCCUUCUUCCUCCCUAGACCCAAUCUGUUCACUUUGCCCAUCCUUCUUUCCUUCCAUUCUCCCUUCCUUCUUCCCACCAUCCUUUUCACUUCUUACCUCCCUUCUUUCCCUACAUUCUUCUUCCUGCCAUGAUCCAAUCUGUUCCCUUCCUCCAUCUUUCUUUUCUUCCUUCCUUGACCCAGGAGGACAACAAGAGGGUUAUUCAACAGGUUGUUUUUUCUGCUUAUGCAGAUAUACACUAAAUUCCAAAAAUGCACCACGGUGAGUGCAGGAGAAAAACAAGUCACCAAAAGGGUGUGUUUAAUUCAUUUACCUGGAGAAACGGUGUUUUUGUUGGCCUUUCUUUUCAAAAGGCAUAGAUUUUAAAUCUAUAAAUUUCCUUUUUGGUUUGAUUUAUUUUUUUAUUCAUGUGCAAUGACUUGACUUUAUUUUUGGAUUUACUUUUUUUAUCUGAUAUCCUGAUAUUUACUUUUUGGUUAUUUAUUUAAUUUAUUUUUUAUUCAUUUCAAAUUAUUUAUUUCCUUGAAUGGCCAUAGAUGUAAAAUAACUUGAAGAUACUGUUUUGAAAGGCCAUACCUUUACACUGAGCACAAGUUCCCAAUGCUUUUAUACAAACAUUUAAACAUUUGCAGUGAUUUACACAUAACCAUACAAAUCUGUUUUUAUAUAAUGUAUGUGUGGAUGUAUAUAUGUUGACAGUUCAUGAUAUGCAAACGGGGUGUGUUUACAUUUUCAGAUGUUGUUGGCCAGUCUUUACAAGUUGCCCAUGGAUACAGAUGUGUGUUUAUUCAAAGUGGUU